Molecule: messenger RNA, 329 nt
Organism: Microplitis mediator
Lineage: Eukaryota; Metazoa; Arthropoda; Insecta; Hymenoptera; Braconidae
Gene: Tfb5
Product: general transcription factor IIH subunit 5
Exons: 2
Coding region: 108-329 (73 amino acids)
Biological process (GO): transcription initiation at RNA polymerase II promoter; transcription by RNA polymerase II; nucleotide-excision repair, preincision complex assembly
Cellular component (GO): transcription factor TFIIH holo complex; transcription factor TFIIH core complex
Source: RefSeq, a predicted model, not a curated record
CACCUGGUGUUGGAAAUUUAAAUAAAAAUAAAAUGGAGGAAUGUUUUAGACAUUUAACCUAAAAGUAAACAAACGCUGUCAGAUAGAGUAUAUUAUUCAAAUGCAUCAUGGUGAAUGUUAUGAAAGGAAUUUUAGUUGAAUGUGACGCUGCUAUGAAACAAUUUCUCUUACACUUGGAUGACACAAACGCCCUAGGAAAAAAAUUUAUUAUUCAAGAUUUAGACGAAAAACAUUUAUUUAUAUCUGCUGAUAUUUUAGAAACCCUACAAGCUAAAGUUGAUGACCUUAUGGAUCAGAUUUCAUUUCCUUUAGCUGACAAAGGGAUAUAA